Macrosiphum euphorbiae (potato aphid) is the source of this 243-nucleotide messenger RNA. The record is from the annotation of a GenBank genome assembly. Lineage: Eukaryota; Metazoa; Arthropoda; Insecta; Hemiptera; Aphididae.
AUGGUUGUAUUGGCGACUGUCGAUCGACGUAUUUCUUUAGACUUGGUUCCUCGAAUAAUGACUGUAUCUGAUCACGAACCGGUUGUGUGGCGCGUUCUGGUUGGGCUUGUGUCCGGUGCAGUAGCUGCACGUCAACCGCCAAAAUGCCAUCCUAAAGUCCUGGCUGACAAAUGCAUAUAUGAAGGGGUUGAUGGCCGAAUUGAUCCAACCUGCGUGCACGGAGAACAAACAAAUACAAAAUAG